Clarias gariepinus (North African catfish) is the source of this 1122-nucleotide messenger RNA. Its product is annotated as macrophage mannose receptor 1-like. The coding region runs from base 1 to 1122 and encodes 373 amino acids. The transcript is spliced from 4 exons. The record is from RefSeq and is a predicted model, not a curated record. NCBI's taxonomy places the organism in Eukaryota, Metazoa, Chordata, Actinopteri, Siluriformes, Clariidae.
AUGAGGAGUAAAUGGGUUUUGGUUAUUCUGUUUUUCUCAGCAUGUGGUACAGAGACAUAUAUUCCUCAUCGCUAUCACUUUGUGAAUAAGAAUAAAACCUGGAGUGAAGCUCAGACUUACUGCAGACAGACAUACACUGAUCUCGCCUCCAUCAACAACAUGGAAGAGAUGAUGAAGCUGAAUAACACACUGAAGAUGGAAACUGUAAACCAAGCUUGGAUCGGUCUACAGAGAGGAGACACUGGGAGAUGGCAGUGGUCUCUGCCUAACCAAACUUUCUACAGAGAUGGAGACACUUACAGACACUGGGGUAGUGGUCAACCAGACAAUGAAGGAGGAAUUGAGUGUUGUGUUGACAUGGCUAAUGAUGGAAAAUGGAACGAUGAUGUUUGUGGGAAGUUAAAACCUUUUUUCUGUUAUGAUGCAAACAACAGAAACUACACAUUUAUUAAUGAUCCGAAGACCUGGUAUGAUGCUCAGACUUACUGCAGAGCUAACCACACCGACCUGGUCACUGUGAAGAACGAAAGUGAGAAUCAGGAGAUCAACAGUUUGAGGCAGAAUUUAUUUAAUGAUUAUGUUUGGAUUGGUCUCUUUAAUAAUUCCUGGAAAUGGUCGGAUCAGAGUAAUUCCUCAUUCAGAUACUGGAGCUCUAACAAACUCAGUGGUGGUUUGAACUGUACUGCAGUCAAUGCAUCUAAUCAACUCUACUGGAGCACUGUGGACUGCACAGAAAAACUCCCAUUCAUCUGCAAUGAGAAGAAGCUUGUAUUGAUUAAUCAGAAUCUGACCUGGAGAGAAGCUCUGAGAUACUGCAGGAACAAUCAUUAUGACCUGGUCUCAGUGCUCACUCAGGAGAUGCAGUUCUGGGUGAAGGAAGUGGCUCGAAACGCCUCCACUGAACACGUGUGGCUCGGCCUGCGUCACACCUGCACUCUGGGCUUCUGGUACUGGGUGACUGGAGAGACGAUCUGCUUCCAGGACUGGGCCCCGGGGAACGGGACAGGGUUUGAAGACUGCAGGGAUGAGGAGAGAACCGGAGCGGUGCAGUCUGGAGGAGAGCAGCAGUGGAUCAGCCUGCCUCAGAGCAACAAACUCAACUUCAUCUGCUCUAACUAUUAA